AUGGCUUUGGCAGUUGCUCAGAUUUGUCUGGGAAUUGAAGCUAUAAUGUUGACUAGUUUACAAAAGGUAACUAAAGUUCAAUUACUGGAACUGGCAGAUAAAUUACAAUUGGGAUUACCUGCAGUGGCUAUGAAAACAGAUAUAAUUGAAGAUAUAGCACAGCAUUUAAAGUUGGAAGUGAUAACUGACACUAAUGAGCCACAGCUGGAGGUUCAGAACACACUUGCUCAAAAACUCAAAGCAAUACUUGGUAACCGCAUCGAGAAGUGGAGCAAAUUUAAGGACAUUGUCACCAAAACGGCAAACACUAUUCUUCACGUGUGGAGCUUGGCACCAAAUGAAAACACAGGAAAAGCAUGGAGGCCAGAUGGAAAAGUUUUAGCAUUUAGUCUUGUAGAUACACACCGAAUUGUUUUAUGUGAUGUGGAAAAAGCAGAGAUCCUACCUUUUUUCUCCUUGGAAAACUUAGUCACCUGUAUGCACUGGACUGAGGUGAUGGAUCCAAAAAGUGCUACUGCCUCAAUCAGUUUACUAGAUGAAGAAGGAAGCCUUUUCUUGCCCAAGUUGCCUGCACUACCAAAGAGACCGCUGUCGAGAUCCAGUGACCUGAAAGCAUUGUCUGUUAUCACAGAAGUUCAACUAUCCAAGGAACCAGAGCCAAUUAUCAGUGACUUUCAGCUGGAUACCACUUUGCUAUCAGAUUAUUUGCCUGAGGUAAUUCGUGUGGCCCGGAAGUUCAUUCAUAUUUCAACACUACUCCAGUACCAAAAGCUGUCUUUGGCCUGCAUGUGUGAAGCGUGGGAAGACAUUUUAAUGCAAAUGGACUUAAGAUUGACAAAGUUUGUGUAGGAGAAAAGCACAAAAACUUCAGUACAGGAGGAGUUCAUGGAACUACUAAUGUGGGGUAAAGCUAGUCCGGAGUUGCAGUCUUUGUUAAUGAACCAGCUAACAGUUAAGUUGAGUGGUUUAAAGAAGCUUGGCCAGUCCAUAGAAUCAUCAUAUUCUAGUAUUCAGAAACUGGUUAUCAGUCACUUACAAAGGUGGAGUGACAAAGACCCAAAUGGACUGAAGCAGACUGGAAUAAGCCACCUGCUACAAUUCCCCAUGGUUUUGGCUAUCCACUCAGUGCCGAACUAUGGACACAGCCUGCAUUAUUUAAAAGAUGAGGAUGAUGACCUAGUAACUCCUCCAGAGACUGAGGGAAAUCCUUGGUUUUCCUUCUUGCAGAACAGUGUCCAUCUUAAAGAAAGUCCCUUGCUUUUUUCUUUUCUUCCCAAGAAAUCACUACAUUGUGUUAAAAGGCUAGUGCAAGCACAGACUGAUAGUUGCCUACAAAAGCCAGCUGAAGUGAUCGGAAAUUCUGUACAUCAAGUAGCCGACAUGCCGCUGUACAAGCUGGCUGUAUCUGUUCGUGGUAUACCUGGCCUGGCCUUACUUAGUGCUAGCACUGAUAUCCAGAGGCAGAAAAGUAUUAUCACAUCCUUCACUUUGUUCAGUUUUUUGGACGUUGGUUUUUAUGAUGAUGAUAUGCUGACAGUACUGUUGAGGGGAUACACUGACAAAGAAGAGAAAGGUCAAUUCUUGGCGCAGCUACCACUAUCGUCAAUUUACAUCAACGUGGACACAGAGGAAGAAUUCAGCUUGGAUACUGGCAAAAGGCUAGAUGAGCAGACCAGUCAAAUUCCAGUUGAAAAUCAGUCCCAGACCUUAGAGAAUAUGAAAGCACAAUAUAUUGCUGUAAAUGGUAUUCGUAAAGUAUCUUGUGUGCUCAGUUCAAACUUGCGAUAUGUGCGUGUUUUUGAAAUGGAUGUAGAAGAUGAUGGAGAGGUGGAUGAAGAGGAGGAAGAGCCAAAGCCUCGAGAUGUUAGUUGGAUAAAGGAUGAGAUUGAAGAGACAGUGAAUGCUCAAGAUGAUUCUGAUGUCAACGAUGCUGCUGGUGUCGAGAACCCUGUAUUGCUUGAGGAUGAUGCUUCCAGUCUGGAGUCUGUACCUGGAACCUGGAGUUAG
Carcharodon carcharias (great white shark) is the source of this 2007-nucleotide messenger RNA. RefSeq names its product anaphase-promoting complex subunit 4-like. Gene Ontology annotation, biological process: protein K11-linked ubiquitination; positive regulation of mitotic metaphase/anaphase transition; anaphase-promoting complex-dependent catabolic process. The record is from RefSeq and is a predicted model, not a curated record. The transcript is spliced from 19 exons. NCBI's taxonomy places the organism in Eukaryota, Metazoa, Chordata, Chondrichthyes, Lamniformes, Lamnidae. Gene Ontology annotation, cellular component: nuclear periphery; anaphase-promoting complex.